AUGGAACGCUGUGGCCGAGAAGGGUUUGUUACGGUGGUGAGGCGCGACAGCGACGGCCAGGCUUGGUGUCUUGGGAAGAGCCGUGGAGGGGGCCUCGGCAAAGCCAAGGGGCCUGAGAGGUUGCAGCAUCAGACUCUAGUGGCAAGUGAUCAGCCCAGCACGCGGGCCCAUUCUCCGCUGAAGCCCUCUGGCGAGCUGGAGGAGUCACACCUGGCCUCCUUCAGUCCUGGCCUAGCCCGUGAAGAGCGGCCAGGGCCCCAGGAGGAAAGACAAAAGUGCGAGCCCAUUGGUGUGUACGCGGGGCCUGCCCAGGGAAGGUCAAGCGAAGGUCUGUGUGGACCCAACACGGCUAAGGGGGUCCGAGACCUGGAGGUCGGGUCAGCCCAGAAAAGCCACGAGACUGAGUCCUUGAUCUCUCCGAGCCUCCUGUUGGGGGAGAACCCAGGACACCCGUCCCAGCAACUGCAGGUCAGCCGUUCGCAGGACCAGGAGCCACUUGGCUCUCCCAGCCCGUCCGAGGUGGGCUCAGAGUACCUGACUUCCUUCCACACUCCUGAGCAGCCCCUGGCUACGGAGGGACUGGCCCAGCAGGGUGAAGUCGGCCCGGGACACACUGCUGCCUGGAGCCCCAGACAGGGGCUGUUCCUCGGGGAGCUGGCGCCACCCAGUGGCUUCUUCCCAUACUACCGCUCUCAGGAAGUGCAUCUCUCCUGCAGCACCCAUCAAGACUGCUGGUGUCUGGGCACCAGAGACGGCUUUCCCGGAAGUGGGGCACAGGAUGGCUGCUGCAAGUCCGCCUUGGCAGGGCCAGACCUCCUCUCUGGGUUUUCACCCUCGCCAGCAGGCUGCCGCUUCCUGGGAGGGCUCACGUGUGAUGGCCAGCAGAGCCUUCGCCUCUCCAGGGACAUUGUUCUCGGUAAGUCAGGGUUUGUACCCUACUACAGAAGUCCCGAAGAGACGCUGCACACCAGCCCGGUGCCUUCCUCCUCUGUGCCGGGGAGCUCGAGGGACUGACCCCAACCUGGCGCCUUGCCGGCCUGUGAAGGUGCAGCGGUGACAGCAGCAGGGACUUCUGGGAGUGAACGUACUGUGCCCCGCCCCAUUUGAACCUCACCAUUCCUUCUGUAGCUUGUCAAAGGCCUGGACACAGGGAGCAGGGGCCUCCUGGACAACUCGGAGGUACGCAUGCCUACAGCUGGUUUUGUCAAUAAAGCCUGUCGG
Messenger RNA from Mesocricetus auratus (golden hamster), 1221 nucleotides. RefSeq lists its product as uncharacterized. The record is from RefSeq and is a predicted model, not a curated record. NCBI's taxonomy places the organism in Eukaryota, Metazoa, Chordata, Mammalia, Rodentia, Cricetidae.